Messenger RNA from Chenopodium quinoa (quinoa), 480 nucleotides. RefSeq names its product mitochondrial import inner membrane translocase subunit TIM17-1-like. Bases 1 to 480 code for a protein of 159 amino acids. Gene Ontology annotation, cellular component: TIM23 mitochondrial import inner membrane translocase complex; mitochondrial inner membrane. The record is from RefSeq and is a predicted model, not a curated record. NCBI's taxonomy places the organism in Eukaryota, Viridiplantae, Streptophyta, Magnoliopsida, Caryophyllales, Amaranthaceae. Gene Ontology annotation, biological process: protein import into mitochondrial matrix. The transcript has a single exon. Gene Ontology annotation, molecular function: transmembrane protein transporter activity.
AUGGCGGCGUAUGAAGGAAUGAAAGAACCGGUGGAGUCGUUUGUUGAUCUGAUGGCGGAUGAGGUUGGAACGGCAUUCAGUUUGGGCACGGUGGGCGGUUUCGCGUACCACUUCGGAAGGGUAAUAUCUUCGGGGCGGCGUAACUUCAAAUUGAGGAGGGCCUUCACGCCCUUCAGGUUGGCGUGCCACAGGGGACCCCAGGUCGGUGGGAUUGGCGCUGUGGCUGCCGCUGCAGCAAACGCCUACCAAAUUGCAGACAUCUCAAUUCGUCAGAAGAAUAAUCUUUACACCAUCUUCUUCAGUGCAGCCACUGGGGGUGCUGCUGUCGCGGCUAAACAUGGGAUUCGACGUGCUUCGCUCUCCGCCCUCUGUUUCGGAACUGGUUUUACCGCCGUCGUGCAUUGGUUUGAAUUCCUGCGCAAGGAGGAGGAUAAACUCAACUAUUUGGAUGCCAACAGCCUCUCUGCUCCUCGUCAUUAG